Oryzias latipes (Japanese medaka) is the source of this 7788-nucleotide messenger RNA. It is a transcript of the gene igsf9b, whose product is annotated as immunoglobulin superfamily, member 9b. NCBI's taxonomy places the organism in Eukaryota, Metazoa, Chordata, Actinopteri, Beloniformes, Adrianichthyidae. Gene Ontology annotation, molecular function: protein binding. The record is from RefSeq and is a predicted model, not a curated record. Gene Ontology annotation, biological process: cell-cell adhesion.
GGGACAGCAAGGCGAAAGAAUCAACAGCACUGAUCCCACUAAACGUGCGCCGGGCAGACUUUCUGCUGGAUCCGCCGCGCGCCUGAUGCUCACUCAGCCCGCUCCGUGUGAAGGCGACCCGGGCUCUCCAUAAAUCAAUGCUGCGUUCCCACGCCGGAUGACAGGAACUCCAACUAGUUUGGACCAAUAGAGCUGCAGACAUCCACAGCCGCUGCGUGGAAAGUUGAAAUGGGCUGAUGUGGUGGCAAGCGUGCUUUGCGAUUGAUUGAUUUAUUUUUUUUCUAUAAAGACGCAGAAAAAGUCUGGAGGAAGUUCCCACGGAAAUCCUGGAUUAAUGUGAUUUUAGGUUGAUCCGCACACAAACCAAAAAUGUGACCACCUUUCCCCCAUUUAUCAGGUUUUUCACCUCUGGGACGUUUUUUUUUUUAAUCAAAGAAAGCUCUACAUGUUCAAAUUCCGUCUAAAGAAAACCCUCCAAAAUAAGAGCACCGAUGGAUUGAGUGGCUGUACUUUUGAGUUGGAGUGUAAAGUGCCUCAAGCAAGAUUGGGAGAUGUGUGAAGGAGCGUGAGGGACGGCCAUGGGACUGGAGAGUCAGAGGCUUCAGGCUGUCACCACUGCUGUAGCCAUCUGUCUUUUAUGCGUGUCUCCCGGUUUGGCAUCAGUGGUUCGUGCUCGAGAGGGAGCGUCUGCAGAGCUCGAGUGCAGUCUGGCCCCGACAUCCAAAGAAGGCACCAGCCCCAACCUCUUUCCACUGCAUGUGGUGGAGUGGGUGCGCCUCGGUUACAACGUCCCUGUCCUCAUCAAGUUUGGAGUCUACGCUCCCCGCGUUCACCCUAACUAUAAGGGGCGUGUGUCUCUGACCAGGGGGGCAUCUCUGCUUGUCGAGCAGCUGACCCUGGAGGACGAAGGCUGGUUUGAAUGUCGCAUCCUCCUCCUGGACAGCAAAAAGGAUGACUUUCAAAACGGCACAUGGACCUUCCUUUCCAUCACAGCUCCACCUGCGUUUAUUAAAACACCACCGACUUUUGUGGAGGUCCUGCUUGGAGACUCAUUGACCCUCAGCUGUGGAGCCCACGGAAACCCUCGUCCAACAGUUGUCUGGCAUAAAGAUGAGCGGCCAAUUGAGAAGCAUGAAAAAAUUAAAGUGCUGAACGGUAGUCUGUCUUUGGCUUCAGUCACAAGAAAUUUUUCUGGUGUGUAUAAAUGCCACGUCUCAAACUCAGAAGGGAAACUGACCCACUACACCCAGCUGCAGGUCCAAGGUCCACCAAUCAUCAUCAUUUCCCCAGAGGACACCACUCUCAACAUGUCCCAGGAUGCAGUUCUGCAGUGUCAGGCUGAUGCUUACCCUUCAAACCUCACAUAUGAAUGGUUAAAACAAGGACAGAAUGUCUACCAUAUUGAGUCACUUAAAACAAGAGUAAAGGUGUUGGUGGACGGAACGCUGCUCAUCCCCAAUCUCAUCCCCGAAGAUGCUGGCAACUACACCUGCAUCCCAACUAACGGCAUACUGGCUCCACCCAUGGCUUCUGCUCAUCUUAAAGUGAAACACCCAGCACGUGUUGGACGAAUGCCCCGAGAAACUUUAUUGCCGGCAGGUAUGGAGGGGGUCAUUAUCUGCCCCACUCAGGCAGAUCCCCCUGUGCUGUAUGUCAACUGGACCAAGGAUGGGAAUGAAUUGAAUCUUGACAAUUAUCCAGGUUGGAUGGUGAACUCGGAGGGCUCUGUUUUCAUAGCAACAGCCAACGACAAUGCUGUGGGCAUGUACACCUGUACUCCCUAUAACAGUUACGGCACCAUGGGCCAGUCUGAGCCCACUAAAGUGAUCCUGAAGGAUCCUCCUUCAUUUCGAGUGCCUCCUCUGCCCGAGUAUCUUCAGGAAGUCGGCCGAGAGUUAGUUAUCCCUUGUGAAGCUGCUGGAGACCCUGCUCCAAAUGUAACUUGGAGCAAGAUUGGCCCCACUCCUCGUUCACCCUUCACAGUGUUGUCUAACGGCUCCCUCCUGCUUCGGCCGCUGAGUAAAGAUCAUCACGGGGGGUGGGAGUGCCUGGCCACUAAUCGUGUAGCAACGGUCAGUGCGGGCACUGUUGUCAUGGUGCUGGGCACCAGCCCUCAUGCUGUGUCUUCAGUGACCGUCACCACAGAGUUGAACCAGGCAAAUGUGUCCUGGGUACCAGGCUUUGAUGGUGGAUACACCCAGAAGUUCACUGUGUGGGUCAAGCAGGCCUCUCGCGGGAAACACGAAUGGGCGUCUUUACCAGUACCAACAUCCAAAAGCUAUUUGCUUGUGACUGGGCUGCUUGCUGGAACUGGAUAUCAGUUCAGUGUUUUACCUCAAAAUAAAGUCGGCUCAGGACCAUUUAGUGAAAUUGUAACUGUGCGAACUAAAGCUGUGCCAACAGAGGUACCAGAACUUGUUACCACUUCCCAGUCCCUGGAUCCUCCUACAGUUCUGUCUGCCAACCGGACUGGACAAGGAGUUCUCCUGUGGUGGCAGGCUCCAGAGGAUCCGGUCUUUCCGGUCACUUCCUACGUGCUGCAGGCACGGAGGGACCAGGGCCAGUGGGUGAUCCUCACCAGCAGCAUCAGCGCCAACCAGAGUGUCUUACUAGUGCAGGGACUGCUGCGGGACUCCACCUAUGAUCUGAGGCUGAUGUCCCGCAGCAACAAAGUCCUCAGUCAACCCAGUGAGUCUGUGAGUGUAUCUACAGCAGGAAUGGAGAUUUACCCCCUCCGUUCGAGUUUCUUGGAGGUCAUCCCUCAAUCGCUGCUGGCCGGUGUGUUAGGUGGGGUGUGCUUUCUCUUUUUUGCCAUCAUCCUUUCAUUGGUGACGGCGUGCUACAUGAGUCAGAGGAGGCAGCGCAGACGCAGAAAAAGAAGACAAGAUUUGUCAACUGCUUUUCAGAAAAUCCAAUCUCAAGAGGCACGCUCACCUCCUCCCAGCCCUGACAGCGUCCUCAAGUUGAAGCUGUGUCCACCUCUGCCCUUUUUUCCCACCUCCUCACAGUCUGAUCGGUCCUCCUUUGACAGGGGCAGCCGCGGGGAAUACCAUGAUCAGCGCAAACAACUCCUAUCCAACUCCUCCCCGCCACCGCACUACACACUCUUCGAAAGCCACUUGGGUUCUCAGGCGCCCUCACGAACUGCUCUUGAGUCCAUCUCCAGAGGCCCAGACGGGCGCUUUAUUGUUCAGCCGCUGCCUGAGAGCUCAAGUCCCUCCAAUCUUAAAAAUCUGAGUAAGACUGUACUACAGAUUAAUGGUAGCGCUAGUGGCUCCGGAAGCAACAGAACAUCCUUUAGGGACUCUCCAAAGUCGAGCAUUUUAAGCUCGGAGAGGGACGAGAGGAAAGGAUCUCCACUCACCGUGGAUGUUCCGGAGCUGAGCAGGCCCCCUGCCUCACCUGGAAGAGUUCGAGCCAUGGCCAGAAAUUUCUCUCGUCACGGCUGCUUUUACUCUGACGACGAGCAGGGCUCUGAGACGCAUCUAGAAAGAGCCAGCUUUUACUCUGACAACAGCGAGAGGAAAAGCAGCGACUCUCACAGGAAGUACCGCAUGCCUGGCUGCGCUGACGACCUGCUGCCACACUUUGGAAGACCAGCAAAGCUGCUUGACAGAGGAGACCGGGACAAAGCUCAUCAUGCAGGCUACCAGGCUAUGGAAAGUCUGCUGACUGAUAACAGCACCAUGGUCUCGCAGCUGGACAGCGAGCUUGAGAAGGAAAGCAUUAGCAGGUGUGUGCAGCUGGCAAAGGAGAGGGAAGAAAUCGAGAGGGACUUGAAGAAGUAUGCUGCUGAUCAAAGACGCCGCAGAGGGAAAGAGGAGCAUCAGGCUCCCAAACUUGACAGCCCUCGAGGCCACGAGCCAAAGUCAGAGGAAGAGCCUGUGUGGAAACCGCAAGAUGUUGCUAUCAGACAGAAAAACCUGUCCUCAGGGGUCACAAGUCGAGUCUCGGACUAUAGGAAGGCAUGCUACUUUGGCAACACAAGCAGUCCCCUGGACCGAGUCCCAACCUCUCGCAUUCAGUGGGACAUUAGCCCAGUUACUUCUGUCCCCAGCCUCAUCCAAAAGUCUCACCAGACAACAUCAGAAACUACAGAUGAUUCUCCUGGUGAGGAUUCCUCGCGUUCUCCUGUCACCCAAAACACAUCCUUGCCUCUGCUGUCCCCUGACGCCACCUCUGAAAACUACACCCUCUGUUUGGAAAAAGCCGACUCAUCAUCGACUCCUCAGAGAAACCCACCUGAGCACACAAUGUCCAACUCUGAGCACAGGGGGGCACCUGUUCCUGAAUCCUCUAGACUCUGGGAGUUAGAACCCAGCAGUGCCUUGGUUACCAAAAAUGACAGUUCAGCAUCUGCAUCCUGUGAUAAGACUGAAAAAAGUGCUGAAGCAGACACAAGAGAUCCCUCUGGUUAUCCCACAUUAAAAUAUGAGCAUCAUGAAGUAGCACUGAGGGCCAAAGAGGGAGAAACUUAUUCUGAGCUGGAGCGAGAAGGUAACCGAGCGCGCUCCCGAAAGAGCGACAAAUGCCUCUUUUCCGAAAGUCCCACUCCCAUUUCAACUUUAACUCUUGUAGAAGAGGUGGAGAGUGACCAGUCUCAGUUAUCUGUGCCCAGAAUAUCAGAUUCCUUCAAAUCCAAGCCUGCAGUCCCAUCUCCCAAAAUUUCCCCAGUCCAGACAAGUGCAAUUCUAGAAUACUUGAGUCUUCCUGGAUUCAUUGAAAUGAGUGUGGAUGAGCCUGUGGAGGAAGCUCAAGUCACAGACUCUGCUGGACAAAGUUUGGAGCUUAAACGAAACGAAUCUGUCGUGGCUAAGCCUGACGUAGUCCCGAAAAACUGGGAGGUACAUGUUAAUGAGAAGCCAGAAAGAGUGUCAAGCAAAGAGCAAACCCAUUGUGUGAGUGCUGCAGAGUCCAGUCAAACUCAAAGCAGAAGUGCUUCCCAUGUGGAGACCAGAGUGAAAUUCCCCGAUGACACAAGAGCAUCCUCAUCUGGUUUGGAAAAAACAAGCAAGCAGCUCUAUGCUGAAAAAACUAGAAUUAGAGCAGCGAAUGCUAGUGCUGACCGGCCCGAAUCCAGACUUGGAUCCAGAUCAGCUCACACCUUGUUGAGUGCAGCUAAAGGAAUGGCAGACAUUGUGUCCAAACACUCUGAAGGUUUUGCAGACAGCAGGGAGUUUUCAUCAGAUCAAUCCCAAAGACAAGCUUCUCAAGGGAGCAGGACUAACAACAUUGUUUCACGUAUAACUCAAGUUCCUGUGCCGUUUUUAAAGAAGUCCUUCAGCCUGGGCCCCUGCAGGACUCUCUCUGGACAUCCACGUCCUUUCCUGAAAAAAUCCAUCAGUUUAGGAUCACAGAGGUGGGAACACUUUGAGACCCCGAGAACGUACAUUUCAGAAAGGUGCUACUGGGAUGAAUUCCCAAAUCCAGAUGUCAGGGUGAAGUCCCACAGCUUAGGCCGCACGCCAUCGUCCCUCCCCAUGCCAGGCCCCUCCUGGAGGGAAUAUAUCCCCCUCAGGCGUCCCAGUAUGGGGAGCUUGGAGAGGCCUCAUCAUGCUCACAGAUCUUUUGCUAGUCCUUCUUACCUCAGUCCUUCGAUGUAUCCACCCCAUCCAACCUCAGUCUCUCCCAUGCUGGAACCCUGUGAUCCACGCCGGCAAGCCGCUGUUUUCCCAGAAUCCUCUAGAUGGUCUCCGUCUUACCCAGAAGCCUUCAGGCCGCCUCAGCAUCCGUAUGUCCACAUGCCCGCCUCCAUUCCUGUUCCCAGUUACCAGCAUUGGCCUGGAUCUAGAGGGGAAAGCUUGAGACCUUUUGACUCCAGGAGGGGCCCUCCAAGGUCCUACCUGCCAAGGGGCAUCAGCUGGCCCUCCCCAUACUACACCCCCUCCCCACACAGGGAGGGAGAUAGCUACAGGCAGCCUGACAGGAUGAUGAGCCGGGGCGGGGACCCUGAUAUCAGGGAUGGGGGGAGGGCCAGUUACGCUAGUCAAAGUAGUGGCAGAGGCAGUGCCGGUUUCUUCAGACAGUCCCUGUCCAUGACCCCCACUCUGCUCAGCUCGCCAGAAACCACGGAGGAGAAUGAGCGGCACAGAGCUGAGAUGGAGCCGCCCGAGAGGAGAGUGAAAAGAAGGAACACAUCAGUAGAUGAGAGUUAUGAGUGGGAUUCUGCUGAUGCCUGUGUGGACUCAGAGGUCCUGGAGGCCACGCAGUUUGAUCAGAUGGGUCUGUGGCGCAGCAGGGGGGCGACAAGGUAUGAUCAAGCUGGUGGCCUCCAGGAUCAGAGACAAAGAGGCCCGUCUUCCCCAGUCAGCCCGCCAGUUUUCCACCCUCCUCGCUGCAAGUACAGCCGCUCACUAAGUGAAGCGCGCUUCAAUGCUCUCCGCCUGGAGUACCAAGAGUACAGGCGGGCUCAAGAGUCCAUCUGUUCCCAUGAGCCCGACCGUGACUCAGACUCUGACUCCAGCUCAGCGCUGCUCUAACAUCUGAACUCGGCUCAUCCAAGAAAGACUCUAAAAAGCAGUCAUAACAAAGAGAAAAGGCACUGCAGUCCUGCACACUGGAAACCUUGGAAGCGUUAAUCCUCAGUUACACUGGUUUGAGUUCUUCCUGCACUUGUUCUACUUGGUUAUACAUAAGGAAACAGGAAAGAUAUUCAUCUUUUUUGUCUAAAGUGCAGCUGCUGUAUUUUACAUUGUUACACCAUGACAAUCAAAAAUUAAAGAAAGAAAAAAAUCAAAAAAGUCCUAUAAAGAAAAUAAAUUGAGCUACAGUACCAACAAGAUAUUAAGAUCUUGCUUCAAAUCUUUUUUUAUCCAACAGUUCAUUUUUCACAUUUAUUAAGCUCUGCUAAUAAUAAUUAAAAUUAAAUUAAAAACAAAAAGUUAUCCCUCUAAUUGUGCCUGGGAUUCAAACUCCUGAUACAACACUGGUUAAAUUGUAGAACUCUAACUUUUCAUUAAAAAAACUAAAACCAUAGCCUAAUACAGAACUCUGCUGCAUCAAUCAGUUUAGUUUAUAGUUUUAUGUGUUCAUUAGCAGCUUUGAUUUACCUGCUUGUUGCUUAAAUGUCACACCUGUUCUGCUCUGCACGCCUCUCUGUAUCUGUUCAAAGUGUAAAGUUAAAAUAUAGUUUAAGAUGAAAUAAUUUGCUGCUGCUGUAAGUCUCUCAUUAUCGCUCCAAGACAUAACAAAUACAACUUCACUUCACCUGAUUCGGUCAAACGUUUACUCUCUGGUUAAGACAUUUUCCGUGGAAAACUUGAUGAAAUAAAAAUUUGCCUUACUUUACACCUUCUCUGUGAACUAGAACCGAACAGCAGGAAAAUAAUCCAUCAGAAAAAGCUGCAAUCAAUCAAAUCUGAUCAGAAAUCAUCAAACCCCCUUUUACAUGUCUAUGUAUUUAUUGAGAUAAAUGAUGAUAUGCAACAUUGUUUACAAGUCACGUUGUGAUAUAAAGGUAACACUGUGAAUUUUCAUCCGCUUCUUGUUAUGUAAUUAAAAAAGGAUGAUAUAAAUUCUGUGCCCAUUAACCUGCUGUAUAUAGUUUUUUUACUGAUGAGUAACAGAAACUGCUUUUAUACAUCAACACAAAGUUUGUCAUUUAUGCUGAACUUUGAAGCUGGAGUCAUCGUUUGUAUUUCUACUGUUCCUCAGAUGAAACCUUCAUGUGGAGUGAGGGCGUGUUUUCUCAUGACAGCUUUGUAUAAAGUGAAAAAAAUUUAUAAGUGACUUCCUUGUUGUUUUUGUCAUUUUUAUAUGUUUAUAAGGAAUAAAUUGUUACAUUCUGAA